UUUUGAGGGAAUUCUGUUUGUGUUUUUGUUUUGCAUGAAUCAAACGUAUUCAAUUUGAUACUCAGACAAGUUAUAAAAUGAAAUUGUAUUCCAUGUUUGGAAAUCGCAAAUAUUAUUUUCUUUAAAUCUUAUUCAUUUGUUAUUAAGGAAACUUUUGUCACAAUCUUCAAUCAUAUUCUGAUUGAUUUUGAGAUUUAUCACCUGAGACAAUUUAAUAAGAAAAUUAUUAGAUAUGACGAAUUUCCUGCCAAUGCUGAUUUUAAUAAACUGUUAUAUAAUACAAGUUGCAGGUGUUUUGGAAUGGACAGUUGUGGGAAAGGUGACAGAUUAUGGACAAAACGUAACAUUAUUUUGUAAUGUUUCGAACUGCUGCCCUAAACAUGCUGGUUGGGAUAUGUGGACUCCCGCUCAACGCACUCUGUACAUAGACGUCAAAACAGGACUACCAAAUAGAAAAUAUGAUGGCAAGGCUUUGACGAAUGGAUACACCUUAAUAAUUCAAAAUCUGACUAAAACAGAUCUUAAUGUUUCGUAUUCUUGUUUGUAUGGCGUAGUAUUGGGUGAAAUAAAACUUCUAGUAGAAGAGGAUGUUUUCACCUACGAGAGUACUUCACAACCAAAUGUGCCAACUCAUAACAGAAUAUUAUCUGAGGGUACAAUAGCUGCUUUAAUAACUGGAGUUAUGGUGUUAGUAUUAGUGACAAUUCUGGUUUAUUUAUGGAAACGAAGAAAUAAACGAAACAGAAGCAGAAAGGGAUCAGAAUCGAUUGAAAUGGUAAAUAAAACACAGACCAGUGAAAUUUCACAUGUAGAAGAAGUAGAGACAACACUGAAUGAAGAUACAGAGGGAACUGGUGACGAUGGCGACAUUAUUCCAAAUAUAUCUGCUUAUCCACUGCAAGACAAGAUUUUGAAAAUAAUCUUUUCUAUUUUCCUGCUUAUCAUUGUGUUUGGGAGCUGUUUUGUUGCAAGGAUCACUUUGCAUAUUUUGAUUUGGCAUAUUACUCCACCGAUAGAAACAUCAGAUUCUGUGAUAAAUACUCUUGGAGGUCUCCUCGUAUCUAACUGUUCAAGCUGUAAUACCAGUAUGAGUAAUACGACCACCUGUUCUGUUCAUUCUGCAGCAGUUGACGAGACGUGGAUUUGGGCUUUAUUUCUCGUCAUUAUUGCACCGCAUCUGCUGAUGUUUUUCUCUGCAUUGUUUAAAUUAUGCGUCAAAUCAAAUGCACCGCUGAACAUGUCAGUUCUAUUCGUGGUAUUGUUUAGAGAAACAAUUCAUUCAAUUGGAAUAUCCAUACUUGCUUUUCUGGUUCUCCCUGCAUUCGAUCCGGCUUCCGCUUCUGUUGUUUAUUUGACUGUUGCAGUAACUCCACCGCUAAUUAAUAUUAUAGAUCAACUCGUAAAUCAACGAAAGGAAGAUGACAAUGAAAAUAAAUCUAAAUUGUAUAUGUGUAGCGAGACUUCGAUGUUAUCAAUUUCCUUUCCGUUAAUUGGAUUUCUUCUUCAACUCACAGGAAUAGUUUUUAUAGCUAUUUAUAUAAAAAUCGGUUGGUUGAUUGGUAUGUUUAUUAUGUCGGUGUUUUUUACGUCCAUUGACUAUUGGGAGAAUUUUGUUGCUAGAGAAGGGAAUAGUUCUAAGUUCCGUCGCAGGAUGAGAUAUGAAUUGGGUAAACAAAAAACCAAACUUACUUUUAUAGUUAGUUUUUGGAAAAUAAUUGUAACUUGUAUUGUCAUUAUGGCUGUAUUUGUAGGCCAAGGUCAGGAUUCUUCGUCUGCUUUUAAGUCACUUUUCAACACUGGGAUCUCUACUUUGACCACCGCAUUUGGAAAUCGAAGAUUUGGAUACAAUCCAAUCUGUAAAAACUAUACUCCAUUUAUAUUAGCUGUUACAAAUAUAUGCUGUAAAUACAUAUGUUACAAAUCAUCAAGAGCUGUGUGCGUAAUAAAUUGCCAGCGCUUUGGGUUUAGUAUUCCAUUAACUAUAAUACAUGUGGCAACGACUGUUACGUUAAUAGGCCUGAUGUAUCGACCUGAAAUUUUGACAUUUAGUUCAUGUGAUUUUCUAUUCUCUACUUGGUGUAUAAAAGGAAUUGAUCAGUUGAUUGGUAACUGUUACGAAUUAUUUGUCGCAUUCAUUUUACUUUUUAUAUCUAUACUCUUGAUUACCAGGCAUAUAUGGAUCGUCGACGGUUUCAAACAUGGAGAAAAGUCCAGGAUGUUUGUAUCAACAUUUUACUGCGGACUAUUUAUUGACCUGUCGCUGUUGCUGAAUCGGAAGAGAUUUAACAAGAACAUUGAAACCAAAACCACACUAGUGAAAGACGGCGAAGGGAAAAACAAACGAAAGAUGUUAUACGCUUGUACAACGAUGUGGCACGAAACAUCUUCCGAAAUGACAAAGCAUUUAAAGUCUUUAUUUUUGCUAGAUGCAAACCAAUUUAAGGCUGGACUGCUUUCUGAUAACAAGAAUAAUGCCGAGGAAAGUUAUGAUCUUGAAGCUCAUGUUUUCAUUGAGGAUGCCUUUGAUCCUUUGGAUGGAGACGAAAAAUAUCCAAACGUAAACAGCUAUGUUAAAAAUUUCAUCGCCUGCAUUUACACGGCUGGAAGCUUUAUUCAUGGUAGGAAUAUUACGUUGACUGAUGGUUAUAUGCAUAGAACUCCCUAUGGCGCACAAAUUUGUUGGAUUUUACCGGGCGGAAAUAAACUAAUUGCUCACCUAAAGGAUAAAACAAAAAUUCGUUGGAAGAAACGAUGGAAUCAGGUUAUGUACAUGUAUUAUAUUUUAAAAUGGUGUAUUCAUGAAAAUCACGGUGAGUUAGGGAAGAAAGCUGCAUUGGAAAAUACAUAUAUCUUAACGCUUGAUGGUGACGUUGAUUUCAAACCCGAAGAUGUACGUAAUUUAAUUAGACGUAUGAGCAAGUCUAAAUUAAUUGGAGCAGCAUGUGGAAGGAUUCAUCCUAAAGGAACAGGGCCAAUGGUAUGGUAUCAGAAGUUUGAAUAUGCAAUUGGUCAUUGGUUGCAAAAAUCAACAGAACAUACAUUUGGUUGCGUCUUAACCAUGUUAAGCAAUCAAGGUUGCUUCAGUCUAUUUCGGGGUUCCGCUCUAAUGCAUCCAGAGGUUUUAAAAAAGUACACAACAUUUGCAAACACAGCUCAUCAUAGUAUUCAAUAUGAUUUAGAUGAAAACAGAUGGUUAUGUACUUUGCUAGUAAAACAAGGAUGGCAAAUAGAGUAUUGUGAUGAUUCACAUGCAUAUACAUAUGUACCAGAAGGAUUUAAUGAUUUAUACAACCAACGUCGCAGAUGGACAAAUUCUACAUUGGCAAAUAUUCUUGAUGUCUUACUUGAUUGGCAAAAGGUGAAAAAGAAGAAUGAGAAUAUUUCCUAUCUGUAUAUUGCUUACCAGAUGUUUUUGUUUGUAUCAACGUUGUUAACACCUGGAACAAUAUUUCUGACAAUCUUUGGAUCAAUCAUUGUUGGAUUUGAUGGAAUACCACCAUGGUUAUCCCUUAUUCUAAAUUUGAUACCUUUUGGCAUAUUUGUGCUUAUGACACUGUAUUCGUCAUCUAACAAACAGCUUCAGUUUGCUGCCGUUUUAUCCUCUGUUUACGUGAUUGUUAUGAUGAUUGUACUGAUUGGUGUGGUAAAAGAUGCUAUAGGUGAAGGACUCUGCUCUAUGACGACGAUUUCUAUCAUAUUUGUUGCAGGUGUUUUAGUGAUAGUGUUCUUAGUUCACUCGAAGGAGGUUAUCUUCAUUAUGCAAGGAUUGGUGUAUUUUGUGGCUAUACCUUCAAUGUCCAUGUUGAUGUUUCUGUAUUCAAUUGGAAAUCUACACGUAGUACCAUUUGGUAUAAGGAAAACUAAUCUUGUGUCUGCAAAUACAAAACCAGGGACCAAACAUAUACCGGAAAAAGAUGAAAGGGGAUAUUUUUGUUCAAUUGGGAAAUUUUUCAGCUGUAUGUUUUGUCCAACAAAUACUUACAACAAAGAUGAUUUCCUUUACUCAAAUGUCAUGAAUGAAGUCAGAGAUGUAAAAUUUAUGGUGAACACAGAUAAUGAAGCUACAAAGGUGAAACAGAUGAUUAAUCAAGAGAAGGAUUGUUCAAAAGUUGACAAAGAAACACAAGUCAGACGGUCCGACCUUAAAAGGGAACUACAAACUAUCAAAGACAAAAGCAGAAAUGAAGAGUGGCAGGUGAAAGCAGACAAAUCUGUUGCACUAAUUUCAAAGAAAGAACGAAAAUUUUGGAAAAAGUAUAUUAAGAUGUAUCUUAAACCUUUGUAUGAAGAUCCUAUAUAUACAUCAUAUAUAAAACAAGAUUUGAUUGAUUUAAGAAACAGAGUAUGUCUUUUUGUCUAUCUACUAAACGCUUUUCUUAUUAUAGUGAUGUUUGGAUUAACUCAAGUAAACGAUUUCGAAGAUUCCUUGACUAUAAAUUUCAAAUGCUUAGGGGAUAAAAUUCAACUGGUUCCACUUGCAAUACUUUUAAUGGCAGUAUUUGGCAUUCGGUGGGUGGUUCAGUUUCUUUGUAUGCUGUAUCAAAGAUAUGAAACGUUAAUUCGUAUAUGUGCUACAACCGAAAUCUUGGAGAGCGAUGUCACUCAUACAGGUGAAACUACCUUAAGACUUGUUGAUUUUUUGAUUUCACCAGCAAAGGUUCCUGUUUUGCCGUUAUCAGCGAAUGCUCAAGUUAAGAAGACGAAUCUGCAGGACCUUGUAACGGCAAAUUGGGAGGAGGCACCAUUGAAGGAAAUAACGCGUUUAAGAAAACAGUUAGGACAAAAUAUUUUGGAUAAAUGGACAAAUUACAGUAAACAUAAAAUUGAAGGGCGAACUUCAAGAUUUAUGAACAUUGAAGCUCAACUACAAAACGAUAACUGUGUCUCAGAGCAUAGCGAGAACGAAACGUCUGAACCUAGCGGAAACAAUGAAGUACCGAAUAUUAGUUCAGAUUCUUCAUCAUUAUCAUCUUCAUCAUCAUCAUCAGCAGCAGCAGCAUCAUCAUUAUCAGUAUCUUCUUCCGACGAAGAAGAAACACUAAUAAAAGAAUGUUGCAACGUUUAAAAACAUACAUUUUUAUAUCUUAAUUGUAGUAUAAAUGAAGUAUAAUAAUUAUUCUAUUUUUGCACUGUGUGUGUUUGUUUUUAUAGUUAGAACUUUUACUGAAGUGCCUUACUGUUCCUUUCGUCUUACUUUUUAUAACUAAUCAGAUUCAUAGAAAAGUUAUCAGAAUUAAUUUCUUGAAUAUUUACAGUAGGUAUUACAUUCAUACAAUUGUCGAUAGUUUAUAGGCUGAAAAAUGAAUUAUUCGAUUCCGGUAUAUGCUAUCAAUUUGUAUGUAAACAACUCAAGAUAAGUAAAUUAUCAGCUUCGUGCAUCCAAUAAAUAUGUACACGUUGUUCCUGUUCUUUGUACCAACAGAUGCGUUUUUUUAAAUAACAAACUUUACUAUUUUUAAUAAGUAAUCUACCUUAUCUAUAUUGUAAAUGUAAAUAACUGAUGAAAAUGUUAACAAAUAUUAAUUUAUGAUAUAGAUGUAUAAUACUGAUAACAAUGAUAAAUAUUUCACGAGCUAUC
Mytilus californianus (California mussel) is the source of this 5578-nucleotide messenger RNA. Its product is annotated as chitin synthase chs-1-like. NCBI's taxonomy places the organism in Eukaryota, Metazoa, Mollusca, Bivalvia, Mytilida, Mytilidae. The record is from RefSeq and is a predicted model, not a curated record. Bases 233 to 5065 code for a protein of 1610 amino acids. The transcript is spliced from 20 exons. Gene Ontology annotation, molecular function: chitin synthase activity. Gene Ontology annotation, cellular component: cell septum; cell periphery.